This is a messenger RNA of Saitoella complicata NRRL Y-17804, 1091 nucleotides long. RefSeq names its product exosome complex exonuclease RRP4. The record is from RefSeq and is a predicted model, not a curated record. Lineage: Eukaryota; Fungi; Ascomycota; Saitoellomycetes; Saitoellales; Saitoellaceae. The transcript has 2 exons. Bases 126 to 1091 code for a protein of 321 amino acids. Gene Ontology annotation, molecular function: RNA binding. Gene Ontology annotation, biological process: poly(A)-dependent snoRNA 3'-end processing; CUT catabolic process; U4 snRNA 3'-end processing. Gene Ontology annotation, cellular component: cytoplasmic exosome (RNase complex); nuclear exosome (RNase complex).
GAAGUGAACGCAGCACAAAUCCUCAGUGUAGACGAGUGUCAAUCAGACGGGAAUCCCUUCGAUCAGUUCCAUUUUACGAUUACAGAAGCACCGUAUUCUCUGGAAAGCCUUUCAGAUCUGCGACCAUGCCAGUUACUUUCGCUACACCACAACCGUACAACCUCUUCGAGCCUACACAUGACUUGAGACAUGAGGCUUCUAAUGAAGAUGAGGAUAUUGAUAUGCUGGACCCUUCAGCUGAGGCUGAAGGUGGUUUGUCCUUCGCCAAGAAGAUUGUCACCCCUGGAGAAAUCAUCACCGACGACCCACAAUUCAUGAGAGGUCACGGAACCUACCCAACCCCCUCUGCAAUCGUUGCCUCUGUAGCAGGAACCCUCCACCGCACCAACAAACUUCUCACAAUCUCCCCCCUCCACGCCCGCUACACCCCCCAAAUCGGUGACCUCAUCAUCGGCCGCGUCCGCGAAGUAGGACCCAAACGCUGGCGUGUCGAUAUCGGCGCCCGACAAGAUGCCGUACUCAUGUUGUCCGCAAUCAACUUGCCCGGAGGUGUACAGCGACGAAAGAACGCAACGGAUGAGCUACAGAUGAGGACAUUCUUCCAGGAGGGGGAUAUGGUUUCUUGUGAAGUGCAGACCACGUUCGCGGAUGGUGCGGCGAGUGUUCAUACCAGAUCGCUGAAGUACGGGAAGCUCCGGAACGGUAUCUUGGUCAAUAUCCCGCCAUCUCUCAUUACCCGGUCCAAGACCCACCACUACUCACUCCCGGAAAACGUCGAUGUUCUCCUUGGUGUUAACGGUUGGAUCUGGGUCUCGAAACACGUUCCUCCGCCCACCGCUGGAUCGGCGGCUUCGGAAGAGGUGUACUCAAACGUCAACGAGCAUAUCGACAUUCAGACGCGAAGUGCAAUUGCACGAGUUGCGAACUGCAUCCAAGCCCUGGCGAGAAGUGGAGUCAGAGUGGACGAGACUAUGAUCGUGUACGCAUAUGAAGCAAGUUUGGCAUGGGAGGAGCCCGGAGAACUCGUCAGUCUGGAGGUCGGAGAAUCUGUAGUCAGAGAAGCCGUGGUCCGCGCAAGAGGAGAGAGGUAA